GGUGACCAAGUCGGACAUGUUUGCCGACGCGCAAAGAACGUCAAAGCCUGCGAGCCGCGCAUCGACUCGUCUGACCUCCGGACUCGCUGCCCGCUGAGACCCUCGCCGGGGGGGCUUCUACCCACAUUACGCGUCUCAUAUUCUGUUUCCCCCCCCCCGCUGCUCCGCCGCCGACUCCCGCAGGAGAACCCAGCAGGAUGCGCCUCACGCUGCCGGCGUUGAUCUCCCACGGCCGGGUGGCCCGGAGGAUCGGCCUCGGUCCGCAGUCCCGGAUCAACAUGCUGCGGAACAUUCUGACCGGGCUGGUCCGGCACGAGAGAAUCGAAACCACGGCGGCCCGAGCUGACGAAGUCCGCUUCUACGCCGAGAAGCUGGUGGACUACGCCAAAAGAGGAGACACCGACGAGAAGGCGAUGAAAAUGGCCACUUUCUGGCUCACGGAAAAGGACCUGGUCCCGAAGCUCUUCAAGGUGCUCGCGCCGCGGUUCGAGACGCAGUCCACCGGAUACACGCGGACGGCUCGCCUCCCCAACAGGCAGAACCUGGACCGGGCCCAGAUGGCCGUCAUAGAGUACAAGGGCCACCCCUUCCCGCCGCUGUACCCCGUGAAACAAGACAACGAACUGACGCUCGUCAACCAGCUGCUCAAAGGCUACCGGCAGCAGCAGCAGGAGGAGUCGUCCACGCGGCCGAGUUAGGGGCAACCUGGUCAUCCGUGGUCGCCACGGCAACCGGCUGCAGACGACCACCAAAAGGACAUUUUACGUAUUAAUAAAUUCUUUCUUUACAGAACUAAA
This is a messenger RNA of Gasterosteus aculeatus aculeatus (three-spined stickleback), 797 nucleotides long. It is a transcript of the gene mrpl17, whose product is annotated as mitochondrial ribosomal protein L17. NCBI's taxonomy places the organism in Eukaryota, Metazoa, Chordata, Actinopteri, Perciformes, Gasterosteidae. Gene Ontology annotation, biological process: translation. Gene Ontology annotation, cellular component: mitochondrial large ribosomal subunit; ribosome. The record is from RefSeq and is a predicted model, not a curated record. Gene Ontology annotation, molecular function: structural constituent of ribosome.